Juglans regia (Persian walnut) is the source of this 663-nucleotide messenger RNA. RefSeq names its product protein FAR1-RELATED SEQUENCE 5-like. The coding region runs from base 1 to 663 and encodes 220 amino acids. Gene Ontology annotation, molecular function: zinc ion binding. The transcript has 3 exons. NCBI's taxonomy places the organism in Eukaryota, Viridiplantae, Streptophyta, Magnoliopsida, Fagales, Juglandaceae. The record is from RefSeq and is a predicted model, not a curated record.
AUGGUGAGUGACUUUGUGCAUCAGUACGAGAAAGCCUUAGAUGCACGUUAUUUUAAGGAAAAAGAUAAGGAUGUGAGAACAAAGUCGAGUAGGCCGGUUUUGAAAGCAUGUUGGGAAAUUGAAGAAGAGGUAGCCAAAGUGUAUACAAGGAAGUUCUUCAAUAUCUUUCAAGACGAGCUAUUCAAUUGCCAACGAUACAAAGCAACAAAGGUUCAGCAAGAGGGUGAGAGUAAAAUGUAUGAGGUGGCACCUAAGGGCAAGGACAAACGUAUCUAUUAUGUGACUUUCAACUGUAAAGAAGCAAAGGCAAUAUGUAUAUGUCAUAUGUUUGAGUUUGUGGGUAUUCUCUGUAGGCAUAUUCUAUGUGUAUUCAUGAAGAAAUCAAAUUUAGAUACUUUGUCACAUCAAUAUGUUCUAGAUCGAUGGACCAUCAAUGCUAAGAGUCGAGCUAUCCGUGAAAUACCAAAUCCCAAGGGGCAUGUUUCAACACAAGAAGAUCCGAUAAUGCGAAAAAGUCAUUUGAUGAUGAAGUUUUACGAUAUUGCUGAACUUGGGUCACAAUCAAGAGAUGUUGGAAAUGUAAAUGACAACAUGUCACAAAGGGUGGAUCUUGAUGAAGAAGAAAUGGAUGGUUCCGAUAAAUGCAUUGUUUCCAUGGGCUAA